Messenger RNA from Hyalella azteca, 2681 nucleotides. RefSeq names its product potassium channel subfamily K member 2. The record is from RefSeq and is a predicted model, not a curated record. Gene Ontology annotation, cellular component: membrane. The transcript is spliced from 6 exons. Bases 610 to 2346 code for a protein of 578 amino acids. Gene Ontology annotation, molecular function: potassium ion leak channel activity. Gene Ontology annotation, biological process: stabilization of membrane potential; potassium ion transmembrane transport. NCBI's taxonomy places the organism in Eukaryota, Metazoa, Arthropoda, Malacostraca, Amphipoda, Hyalellidae.
AGAUUUUGUUGCAUUUUGUGUAAUUAUAUGUUUUACUGUCAUUAUAAUUUGGUGGACAUACAUAAUUAAUGUCAAAGAUAGUAUAGUAAGGUUUGCUCCAGAAAAGAAUUUGAAAAAGUGAUUUUGAUGCAAAUUUUUCUGAACUGUGAUGCAAAUUUUUCUGAACUGAAACGGGACGGUCCCAGCUGUGUCUGGCUGGGGACAGUGUCACUGCAUCAAGUAAAGUGUACAUGUAGGUACACCAGUACAGUGUAAUUGUACGUACAAAAGAAAAGUGUGCAAUUUGAUUUCGUACAGUGGGUGAGACGAGUAAUAUACAGUACUUCGGUCUGAAGGUUAAAACAGGGUAUCUUGAAAAAGAAACCCGAGACGUUUUUAGCUGCUUUAUAACAUAUGAAAAUAAUGUGACUAAUAAAAUUGACAUUAAGACGCGUUUUGGUACCAUAAUCGAAUUUAUAGUCAUCUGAGGCAUCUCUCCCGUAGACAUCUUUCUCAUAGACACCCGAGACAUCUCUCUCAUAAGAGAUUUAGAGACAACUGCGAUUUAAUAAUAAUAGCCACCCUCUUUAGGCGUCCUCCUAACAUUACUCACAAGAGACAAGCCUCAUAAUGCGGAUGAGUAAGAAGCGAUGGCUGGUGAUGCUGCUGGUGUACAUCAUAUACCUCCUGUUGGGGGCGCUGGUGUUCCAGGUCCUGGAGGCGCCCUCCUCCAGGAAGGAGAAGCUGGAGAAUGAGAUGGCAGUGCACCAACUCCAGCUCCAUUCAGUGGAGACGCUACUCCAGCUGCCAGAUGGCGACACUAAGGACCAGGUGCUGCGGAUGCUUCAUGCCGUGCAGGAUCUUUACGGCCCCAUCUUGCCGAACGACUUCAACGCCAGCGCCAACUACUCCUACGAGUUCAUCAGCCUCGUGUCCAACGAAACCCUCACAGACGAGUACCUCAUGCGGGACUGGGACUUCUGGAACGCCUUCUUCUUCUCCUUCAUCACCAUCACCACAAUAGGCUACGGCCACCUUUCGCCGCGCACGACCAUCGGGCAGCAGUUUUGCAUUUUGUACUCGUUGUUCGGCAUCCCUCUGAACACCAUGGUGUUCGUCACGCUAGCUGACUUCUACUCAGAUUACGUGAUGACGAGCGAAGAUCGCAAGGGUGGCAAUGGCAGAACCACAGCUCAGGUGGUGAACAGAGCGCUGGUGUAUCUCAUGCCGGGGUUGCUGUUAUUCCUGAUCGUGCCAGCCCUUAUCAUGAUGGAGGUCGAGGGAUGGACGUUCCUGCAGAGCUUCUACUUCGCCUUCAUCACCCUCACCACCAUCGGAUUUGGCGAUUACGUGGCAGGGAGGCCUGGAUACUACAGCUACUGGGAUUUUGUGUACAAGAUCUACCUCAUGUUGUGGACCAUGUUUGGUCUGGCAUACCUCAUCAUGAUCGUCUCAUUCCUCAUAGACGCCCUCAAGUCUGAUCCGGUCCGGAUGAUGGAGGAGCGAACCGCUCGGUUGCUGCAGAAGCGCACAGCUCGCCUGCAGGGGCUGAUGAACAGCUUCUUGGAGCAGCAUGAGCGGGUGCACAGCAAGGCUAAUGCAAUCCAGCUCUUCAGAGAAAAGCUGCAAGGCCAAGACGCUGGUCAGGAUAACCCAAGCUUUGAGAUCGUAGACACCAGCACCGAAGAACAGCAGAUCUCGGAAAGCCUCGAUUCCAUCCUAAAGACGGCUGAGGAAAUUAUUCCAGGACGAUCGAGACAUUCCUCCGUUGUAAGUUUGGCAGGAAGGAAAAUCUCCACCUGCUCCAGACUGACUAUUCAGUCCAAUGGAAGACGAUCGUCAGCGUCGUCCAUUUCUAGCAAAGGCCAAAGCUCUAGCAUCGCACCUCCCAUAAAUCUGGAAGUGCCGGUGCAACAAUAUCCGUCUCGGCGGCGUUCGACGAUCGUUAAUGCAAUGGUAAAAAUCCUGCCCAAAGCUGUGACGGAGCGACAUUUCCACACAUGCCAUCAUGGCCACAGCAACAUGCACUAUGGUAAUGGCGACGUUGACCACGACCACAGUGACAUGCACGUGCACGGUGACUGCUGCAAGGAGCUCCUGACACUUGCGGUGCUCGUGGAUAAAAUAGAGCGUCUCCUCGAGAUGACCAAGGGUGACUGGAAUGAACCACCGGACCCCAACGCGGCAAAGAUAAACAUUGAGGAAGGAUGUGAGAACAAGAUAGUCACGCCAGGCACACCCACGAGUGCACCUGUUGCUAUAUACGUAACAGAAGCACCUCCAAUUGAUGAGAAUGUAGAAAUACAGCGAGCUGAAGAAGUAGAAGAAGACAAAAAUUCCUUGCAGGUUGAAUCUGUUAAGUUCUAAUCUAUCACUUGGACGACUAUUGUUCAUUUCCAAAGCAAGAAUAUGUGGUUAUUUUAGUACGUAUUCUGCGAGAGUUAACCAAUUAAUAAUCAGCCUUCCAUAUCGUUUUGUAUCAAUUUAGUGCAUACUAUCUUCAUCAAGAAAGAUGUUCCAGUUGACUUUUGUGUACAGAUAAGAAUCAAUUUGGCCUUCACAAUAACGGUGCUUUCAAUGAAUUAUUAUCUCAAAAUCUCGCUAAAAUAAAUACAUUAGUGUUUAGUGACAACAAAUACAAAUUCAAGAGCGGACAUAUACAGUGAGAAAUCUGCAAAUUUUAUUAACCUUCAUAGCAGGAA